AUGGCCAAAAACGCAUCCUUGCCGUCGCAGUCGGUCACAGAGCUCAAUGCCUGCGUUUCCUCGUCUUCCGGCCACCGCGCUGCGAAAGAAACCACCUUCCGCGAAUGGGUGGUUGUCAACCAAAUCGGGAUUUCCUUGACAAUCCUUUCGAUGCUUCUGGCUGUUCACCACCUAUAUCCUUCUUUGUCACCAUACACCACUCCGUUCUUCCAGCUGUCAUAUUAUCAAGCGUCACAAGGGCUAUACGUCCAGGGCGUGAAUGAUGUCUACUUUGUCGCUAGCUCUAUCGUUGCGUUUACUGCGAUCCGGGCCAUUGCUAUCGAAUGGGGCCUGCAGCCGAUGGCGCAGCGCUGGGGCUUGAAGCGGAAAGCUUCCAUUCGCUUUUCUGAGCAGGGCUGGCAAUUCUUGUACUAUUCUUUCUCGUGGGCUUUCGGCAUGUAUAUUUGGUCCCAGUCGUACUACUGGGCGGAUUUCAAAAAUAUUUGGGCCCAAUGGCCGUCGCGUGGUCUUUCCGGCUCUCUGAAGUGGUACCUGCUCGUACAGCUGGCAUUCUGGGUCCAGCAAAUCUUCGUAAUCCACAUUGAAGAGCGCAGGAAGGACCACUAUCAGAUGUUGACCCACCAUGUUAUUACUAUUACCCUUCUCGGCUCCGCAUAUAUCUACGGGUUCUACAAUGUUUCCAAUGUGGUCUUGAGCCUGAUGGAUGUGGUGGACUUUCUGCUUCCGCUCGCCAAGGUUCUCAAGUACCUGGGCUUCGAGCUGAGCUGCAACAUUGCCUUUGGUGUGAUGAUGGUGGUUUGGCUGGUCUCCCGUCAUAUUUAUUACCCCAUGCUCUGCUGGUCCAUCUUCAAAGACAUCCCCGAUGCGAUGCCAUACGGCUGCUACUCGCGAACCCCGGCAGAAAUGAUCACCACGAACGGCUACCUCGAUAAAUUCACCUAUCUCUUCUCCCCGUUCUUCAAUGUCGACGGCCCGAUCUGCAUGAACCCCACCGUCAAAUGGAUAUUCCUCUGCUCGCUCUUGUCGUUACAGGCGCUGUCUCUGGUCUGGUUCAGUAUGGUCGUCCGCGUCGCAGUGGGAGUCCUUCGUACCGGUAACGCAGAAGACACCCGCAGCGAUGAUGAAGAGGAAGAGGAGGAGGUCUCCGGACCAGGAAAAGAGGUUCCCAACGGCACGACUGUCUCCACGGACGUCUCCAACGCCGAAUGGCGUAGAUCCAACGGCUCCGCCUCUGUUCGUCCCCGCGGCCGCGGCCGCGUGCGAUUGGGCGACCAAAGCGACCGCAAGGCCCUCCUCGGCCGUAUCGGUUGCGACAAGCCUACUUGA
Aspergillus ochraceoroseus IBT 24754 is the source of this 1326-nucleotide messenger RNA. Its product is annotated as putative longevity-assurance protein (LAC1). Lineage: Eukaryota; Fungi; Ascomycota; Eurotiomycetes; Eurotiales; Aspergillaceae. Gene Ontology annotation, molecular function: sphingosine N-acyltransferase activity. Gene Ontology annotation, cellular component: membrane. The transcript has 4 exons. The coding region runs from base 1 to 1326 and encodes 441 amino acids. The record is from RefSeq and is a predicted model, not a curated record. Gene Ontology annotation, biological process: ceramide biosynthetic process.